Procambarus clarkii (red swamp crayfish) is the source of this 1329-nucleotide messenger RNA. The record is from RefSeq and is a predicted model, not a curated record. Lineage: Eukaryota; Metazoa; Arthropoda; Malacostraca; Decapoda; Cambaridae.
AUGUUACCUACUGCACCAAUGUUACCUACUGCACCAACGAUACCUACAGCACUAAUGUUACCUACUGCACCAAUGUUACCUACUGCACCAACGAUACCUACAGCACUAAUGUUACCUACUGCACCAAUGUUACCUACUGCACCAACGAUACCUACAGCACUAAUGUUACCUACUGCACCAAUGUUACCUACUGCACCAACGAUACCUACAGCACUAAUGUUACCUACUGCUCCAAUGUUACCUACUGCACCAACGAUACCUACAGCACUAAUGUUACCUACUGCACCAAUGUUACCUACUGCACCAAUGUUACCUACUGCACCAACGAUACCUACAGCACUAAUGUUACCUACUGCACCAAUGUUAUCUACUGCACCAAUGUUACCUACUGCACCAACGAUACCUACAGCACUAAUGUUACCUACUGCACCAAUGUUACCUACUGCACCAAUGUUACCUACUGCACCAAUGUUACCUACUGCACCAAUGUUACCUACUGCACCAACGAUACCUGCUGCACCAACGAUACCUACUGCACCAACGAUACCUACUGCACCAACGAUACCUACAGCACUAAUGUUAUCUACUGCACCAAUGUUACCUACUGCACCAACGAUACCUGCUGCACCAACGAUACCUGCUGCACCAACGAUACCUACUGCACCAACGAUACCUGCUGCACCAACGAUACCUACUGCACCAACGAUACCUACUGCACCAACAAUACCUACUGCACCAACGAUAACUGCUGCACCAACGAUACCUACUGCACCAACGAUACCUACUGCACCAACGAUACCUACUGCACCAACGAUACCUACUGCACCAACGAUACCUGCUGCACCAACGAUACCUACUGCACCAACGAUACCUGCUGCACCAACGAUACCUGCUGCACCAACGAUACCUACUGCACCAACGAUACCUGCUGCACCAACGAUACCUACUGCACCAACGAUACCUACUGCACCAACGAUACCUACUGCACCAACGAUACCUACUGCACCAACGAUACCUACUGCACCAACGAUACCUACUGCACCAACGAUACCUGCUGCACCAACGAUACCUACUGCACCAACGAUACCUGCUGCACCAACGAUACCUACUGCACCAACGAUACCUACUGCACCAACGAUACCUGCUGCACCAACGAUACCUACUGCACCAACGAUACCUACUGCACCAACGAUACCUGCUGCACCAACGAUACCUACUGCACCAACGAUACCUGCUGCACCAACGAUACCUGCUGCACCAACGAUACCUGCUGCACCAACGAUACCUACUGCACCAACGAUACCUACUGCGCCAACGGCUGGCCACUGA